Molecule: messenger RNA, 2994 nt
Organism: Caenorhabditis angaria
Lineage: Eukaryota; Metazoa; Nematoda; Chromadorea; Rhabditida; Rhabditidae
Source: the annotation of a GenBank genome assembly
AUGCAGUCAUCAUCAGCGGGUGCGCCAUUUUCCGAUGUGUCGAAUCUCAUCAACAUUAACGACGGUUCGGAGUCGAUGAAGAUGAUUUUAAGGGCAGUCGGCGAAAACCUCGAUAACUUCACAUCCACUACGAUGGAGACUACGACAACAACCAGUCCGUCUGAUUUACCACAACAUGUUCCGAUGGGCAUGUUUAUGACUAUUCUUAUGAUUAGUAUUGGCACGAUAUUUGCCAUCGUGACUUCGGUUGGAAAUUUGAUGGUUGGUUUUGAUGGGAAAAGGAAAUGGGCAGGGUUUGGGAAAAAUAUUGGGAAGUUCAAACCAAUCUCCUUUAGAACUUAAUUGAAGAUGAUUAUCACCAGUGAUUACUUUUUUAAUAGUAAUUUUUCAAAAAUAAAAAAAAUAUGCCAAAAUUUUUCACUCAAUCUCAUUGUUUCCAGGUGAUGAUAAGUUUCAAAAUCGAUAAACAACUUCAAACAAUUAGCAACUAUUUUCUAUUCAGUUUAGCCGUUGCCGAUCUAACUAUCGGUAAGUUCUAAACCUUCCGAUUUUCUCCAUUCCAUCGCCAAACAUUUCCAGGUGUCAUAUCAAUUCCCUUGUUCACCUAUUAUGUGAUAAAAGACCAAUGGGACCUCGGCUAUGUAAUGUGCCAAUUUUGGCUAUGUGUCGAUUAUUUAAUGAGUAAUGCAUCGGUUCUCAACCUUUUGCUCAUUUCAUUCGAUCGAUAUUUUUCGGUAACUCGACCGCUUUCUUAUCGGCCUCGAAGAACAACGAAAAAAGCAUUGACAAUGAUUGCGUGCACUUAUAUUAUUUCAAUGAUUUUAUGGCCACCGUGGAUUAUUUCAUGGCCUUAUAUUGAGGGAACUGAGCAGAGUGUGAAGGAUUCAAAUCAAUGUGCUGUACAGUUUUUGGCAACUAAUGGUUAUGUAACUGUUGGAACAGCAAUUGCCGCAUUUUAUUUACCUGUUACUAUUAUGUGUAUUUUAUAUACUCGGGUUUAUAUGGAAACUCAAAAAAGGCAGAAGGAAUUUGGAAAAUUACAAGCUUCCCAGGUAUAUUUUUAUUUGUUUCUUAUUUUUUGAUAAAUUCAGAACUUAUUUCUGAAUUGAAUGUCAUUCAGAGUUAUUCUCAGUCAAGUGACAAUAAAACUGACCGGCCAACAAGACGUGGAUCAAAAAUUGCAAAAAGUAUCAGAAAGGUCCUUUUGAUAGAUUUUCUCGUUACCAUUCCCGUUUUUAUAUCAAAUAAGAAUCCGAGCAUGAGAAAAUUUAGAUUGAAAAAUCUAGCAGAAUAACAAUUUUACUUUCAGUUUCCGCGGAGGUCAAUAAAACGAGAAAUUUCAUCAACUUCGAUUGUAAAAUCAUCUGGAUCAAUCAGAAAGAAACCGGGAAACGCGGAUUAUGAUGAAGUUGCAACUACAACAAGAAUAUCAAAAAGAAGAAAUUGGUUAAGAAAUUGUACUGGAAAAUCGAAUUCCUCUUCAGAAGAAUCAUCAGAAGCUGCUGCAAUGAACUUGGAUACAACAUCUCUAUCAAGUUCGCAUUUUGCUAUGAACUCGUCUGGGAAAAGAAACGGAGGAAGUCGAAACUGUGGAUCACCUCCAUCUUGUACACCACUUCCGACAAAUUUCGAGGAAGAAGAUGAGAAAACUGAUGCUGCUGAAUCGAUGAGAAAUGGAUCAGCUAGAUUUAGAUCAAGACCGACGAAUGAAAGUAAUCGAUCAUCAGAAAAGAAGGGCGAUACUUAUACGGUAUGUUUGGAGAGUUUUUGAAUCAGAGCGAAGGACCCAAUUCUUGAGAGAGGGGCCGAUUCAAUAUUUUUCUCAUUUGAUUAUUUUGCAGAAAAAAAAUUCAAAAUUUUUCAAUCAAAAUAUUGUUUUCAGGUCUUGAUUGAAUUGAAUGACGAGGGAUCGAGACCAAGUGUUAGGCUUAGCAGUUGUGAACCAUUUCUUGAGUGAGUUUUUCUAGAACCCAACCCAAAAAUUAUUUUUCCAAUUUUUCAGGCAGCCAAGCGUUGCUAGAAAUCGUUCAAAAAGUGAUUGUAACAGUGAAGUUCCCGAAAGUCGUCGACAAAGUUUUCUGGGAAAACGUAAGUUUUUAUCUCCGAAAUUUUCUAGCCUUCUAUCAAUUCUCUCUUCUCAUUCCAGAAUCACCAUUCAAAAACGGUCGAAUUCUCAAGAAUUUCUCGACAACCGAAAGGAAAAGCGAGAAAGAGCAACGGAAAAACGAUCGAAAACAAGAGAGUAAAGCCGCCAAAACACUUUCGGCCAUUUUAUGCGCGUUUAUUGCCACUUGGACACCGUAUAAUUGUGAGUUUUUACGAGUGAGAUAUUAGUUUUUGUCGUGUUGUUUUUUGUGCAAGGCUGGAGGCUGGAGGCGGGAUGGUUGGAAACAAUAUUCAAAAAAAAAUGAAUGUCAAAUGGGGAAUAUUAGUUCUAGUGAUAAGGAUUUUUUUCAAAAGUUGAUAAAAACAAGAAGUUUCACAUGCCUUUCUGAACGAAGUUGUGAUUUCUGAACAAAAUUCAAUUGUCAAGAUUCAGCGCCUAGAUUCUCACUCUAAAAAGGAGCCGCGCCUUGAGAGAUCAAUUGUAAAGUAACGAAGCCUAGGGAAUACAUUUGUCAAGGAUCAGAGCCUAGAGGAAACCAAUUUUCAAAUUUUUGAAAUUUCAAAACAUUCAUCUGGCAUAUUACACUUGAAAACUUGGUAUUUUUCAAUGAAAAUAUUCCAUUUUCAGUAUUCGUCUGCAUUUCCACAGUUUAUCCAAAUGCGAUCAACAAAGACAUUUAUAGUUUCGCAUAUUUCCUAUGCUACAUUAAUUCGACAAUUAAUCCUGUUUGUUAUGCAUUAUGUAAUGCUAGGUAAGACUCUAACUAUAUAUAUUUCCCUACAAUAACCAUCAAAUUCAACAGAUUCCGUCACACUUACAUGCGAAUUCUUCGAUGUAACUUCAAAACUGAAAGGCCGACAAUGAAUACAGGAUAUGUUAGAAGAUAG